UUUGGAGCGCCCGCACAUAGAGCGGCGCUGUCGUCGUCGGCUUCAAGCAGAAGUUUCUUGGGCAGCAACCAAUCGGAGAUGACCAGUAACCUUGCUUGCUUGAGUAUGGCGGUUGUACUUUACGCAGGAUCUCCAUGACGGAAGAAAAAGCAAUGGAGAGCGGAAAUCUUUCGCCCCUUGGUGGCUCCGAGGAGCAGGAUCCGCUCUGUGCCAUAUGCAACAGUGGUUACAAGCAACCUAGAUUGCUGGCCUGCCUGCACACCUACUGCGAGACUUGUCUUGAAUCGACAUUAGAAAAGCAGGCUGCGGCAAACAAAAGCAGCUCUGGGAAACAUGAACUCGAAUGCCCCAAAUGCAGCCACAAGACAAAAAUUGUGGGGCGAGGUGUUGUGGACAGCUGCCCACUGGAGCACAUAAUGGUGAACGAGCUGGACCGUGCUGCACUGGAAACUCUGAGCAUGGUGUGCACCUCGUGCAAGGCCAAGGAGACGGCGGUUGCCCGCUGCAAUGACUGUGCCUCCUUCUUGUGCAACAACUGUGUGACUGCGCACCGCUACAUGCGCUGCUUUGAGAGCCAUGCUGUGGUGACCUUCGAAGAGUUGGGGGGUGCACCAGACCCUGACCAGAUGGCUCAGGUACAUCGGCCACUCACCUGCCUCACCCACACCAGCGAGCUGCUCAAGCACUACUGCCUCACUUGUCAGGUGCCUAUCUGCAAUGAGUGCACGCUGGGUGAGCACAAACCCCCUGACCACGAGUGUGAACGUGCCUCUGAGGCAGGUGCCAAGCAGCGAGAGGAGAUGAAGACGUUGCUCACAGAAAGCAAGAACCACCUGCAGUCUUUCGAAGAGUCUCUCGAACUUCUGCAAAAUGGUCUCACAGACCUCCAGCAACAGCGGGACACAGCCAAGACUGCAAUCCAGGAAGCGUUCGAGAAGUUCAAGUCUCUUCUGGAAAAGCGCCAGGAAGAGCUCCUUGAAGAACUGGAGAAGUUGCACUCCGAGGAAGAGCUGCACAUAAUGGACUCGCUGCACCUAGCAGAGAAGACUACAGAGCACAUUGAAGAGGCCUGCGACUUUGGGAACCGCCUGUUGGAACAUGCGAACGCUGUUGAGCUCCUGUCUCUUAAACAGGUGGUGAGCACACGCCUAAGGAGCCUUAUUGCGGACACCCCAAAGCUGGAAGCACCAGGCGAAAUAAGGUUCGAGUUUAACAUUGAGCACUUUGAAAGGAUGCUGGCUUCUCUCUGCGGCCAGUUGCGACAACCUCGGAUCGUGUCUGUUCCUUCACCGCCACCACCAGCACAACAGGCCCCUCUGUCAGCAUCGCCAACUCCUUCCUCCUCUCCCGUGGGUUGUCUUGGGGGCAAUGCUUCUUCCUCGCCCAUCCAUUCUGCCUCCUCGUCUAUAGGUGGAGGCAACAUGUCUCCACUGCAUUCCGCAGCACCGUCGCUCGGAGGUGGUGCUAGCAAUGGCGCACCCAUGGUUGUUGGGUGCACUAGCAUGUCCCCAAUCCACACCAGCGCGUCUCUGGUAGCUGCUGCAGGGGGUGUGGGCAGUCUGUCGCCACCUCUCCAUCACUCUGGAGCGUCGUCGUUAGAUGAUGCGGCGGCAGCUGGAGAUCCGUUUGCAGCACUUUCUGCAGGAGCGCCCCUGGAGGUUGGCCUGCUGACAAGUGCAGCAGCACAGUACAACCUAGCACGCCUCGCAAACAUGGCAGAAGGCCCUGAGGAUCCAGAGACAAACCCCGAUGGUCCUGUCACAAUGGCAGAUCUGCUGCUGGACCCGUCGCUAAGUGUGUCGGCAGCAGAGCAGAAUGUGCUGAACAACCUGACUGCCCUCGCCAAGCUUGGCUCGGUGUCGCUCAACAAUGCAGGCCAAAUCAUGUUGAACGGCCAGGUAGUGCCAGGGCUGACUCUGGAGGCAAACGCACAGACGUCUCCUCCUCCCCCUCUGCUCUCCUCUGGGCGGCCGAGCAGCAGCAGCAGUGGCAGCCUUGGCUCACAUCAGCAGCUGCUGGACUCACUGCUGAAUGGCUCAGCGCUGUCCCCACGCUCCUCUUCUCGAGGCUCACCCAUGCUUGACAGCCUGGUCAAUGGCAGCUCCAUACUGGGACAAAGGGUGCCCAUCCUGGCAGCUGGCAGCGGUCUCGUGUCUCCGUCACUGUCUGUGCAAUCUGGGUACGUGCCUCCUCCACGUAGUGCCAGUACGAAGUUGAACACGAUGCAGAUAAGGUGCAAAUUUGGCCAAUUGGGCCCGAGCAAGGGCCAGUUCAGCUCACCCCAUGGCUUCUGCUUGGGCCUAGAUGAAGAGAUUAUAGUGGCCGACACCAACAAUCAUCGCAUCCAGGUGUUUGACAAGUCUGGGGAGUUUAAGUACACCUUUGGAGUGGCUGGAAAGGAGGAAGGACAGCUGUGGUAUCCCCGAAAGGUGGCUGUUAUCAAGAGCAGCGGCAAGUAUGUCAUUUGCGAUCGAGGGAACGAGCGGUCACGUAUGCAGAUCUUCACCAAGGGUGGCCACUUUAUCAAGAAGAUUGCAAUUCGUUACAUCGACAUUGUAGCAGGCCUGGCCAUCACUUCUGAGAAUAAGAUUGUUGCUGUGGACAGCGUUUCGCCGACUGUCUUCGUCAUUUCAGAAGCAGGCGAGCUUCUGCUCUGGUUUGACUGCAGCGAGUACAUGAGGGAGCCCUCGGACAUUGCCAUCAGUGGCCGAGAGUACUACAUCUGUGAUUUCAAGGGCCACUGUGUCAUAGUGUUCAAUGAUGAAGGUCACUAUAUCCGCAAGAUUGGCUGUGACGGCAUGACCAACUUCCCCAACGGUAUCGACAUCAGCGACGCGGGUGACGUGCUUGUGGGGGACAGCCAUGGCAAUCGUUUUCAUGUUGUGGUCUUCUCACGCGACGGCCUGCUGCUGUCUGAGUUUGAGUGCCCCUACGUGAAAGUGAGCCGCUGCUGUGGUCUCAAGAUCACCUCAGAGGGCUAUGUGGUCACAUUGGCAAAGAACAACCACCAUGUGCUUGUGCUCAACACUCUUUACAUUGUCUGAAGGGUUGAUGGGAGUGCCCCACCUCCGACGCAGCGUGUUUUCGGCUGGCUGCUUUUUUUUUUUUUUUUUUUGACCCUUGUUACCACUGGGCAGCCUCCCAUGUGCUCCUUGCCCUUGCUGCACACUCGCCCUCUCCUCCUGACCUCCUCCGGCAUCCUUUUGAUGCACACGUGUCGGCUCUGUUUGGCGGCACCAAGGAGGAGGCCUGCUCCCCUGGCUCACUGUCUUCGGUUGAUCACUCGGCGUUUUCCACCAUCACGUUGUUGUCCCUCAUUUCAUUAGGUGCCUUAUCGUGAUUUUUGCUUGUUAGCUUCACUGCCUCAUUUAUUGCUGUUUUUGUAUAGCCCUAUCCCCACCUGCCUUGAUAUUGCUUGGUUGAUUCUCGCACUUCCUCUGACUCCCCUUUUUUUUCCUCUCGCAAAUUUUAAAGCAGAAGCUCCUUGGAACUGUUACUGGGCAUUGUUACUCUUCCUAAGAAGGGCUUCACAUGAGCACAGUUUCCAAGGCACACAAGCACAGUGCAUAGCUCACUGUCAUUGCUAGUGAUGUGGCUUUUGGCACUCCCAACUUCUUUGGGUGCUGUGGGCGGUUAGUAGCCAUAAAUUAACUGUUAUCUCUCUCUCUCUCCUUUUUUUCCCCCCAGGUUAGUCUAUUUUGUGACACUUCCUCGCUCUGCAUUUUGUGUUGCCCAUUGCACGUCAUCUUUUUAAAAUUUUACCACUUUCUUCGGUUGCUCUCCUGUCUUUGUCUGCAUCCUCUGUGCGUUAACGAUUAUUAGCUAGGCUCCCAAAGACACAAAGUAAUAAUGCCUUGCUGUUCACACCAUUUAGCAUCGUUUCUCUCAUGCAUCCCCCUUGUUCCCCCACUGCUGUUCCUGUCCAUUUCUGAAGAGCGAGCGAGUGCUUGGGCGGUGUUGUGUUGUAGCGCCGUGUUCUUCACUGCUGCUCACCUUUCCCGGCCACUUAGUUUCGCACACGAGCUUGAGAAGACACACAAAUUGCUAACUGUGAUAUUCUUCAAAUGUUUUUUGCUGUGUAGUUAAGUGUUAACAUUUCAUUUAUUUUUUCUUCAAUGAACUCUUCGAAAACAGUCCCUUGUCUGGCCUGUAAUCUCAUCUUUAAGGUUCAAUCUUUUUUUUCCAUUUUUUACUUGGAAGUAUUUCUUCUGGCCAGUUGUUCUUGCGAGUGUAAUCAAGCAUUACAGUCUUGUAAGCUAUUCCAGUACAAACAUUUGUUUCUUCUCAUUCUGAAAAUUUUUUUUUCUCGAUUUUUCAAUGCGCGUCGCCAUGUUGAGGCGCGACAUUCCCUGCCUUAGCUAGGAGCUUGUUUUGUGCUCCUGUUAGUCUUCUGGAUAGCCGUCUACUUAGCGUGUAAAAAUGAAAACGCAUGUUUAUAACAUGGCUGGUCUCUCAACAUAAUAGCAGCUAUGUGCAAGUCUGCUGGCACCAAAUUGGCAGUUUAGAAGCCUUCUGUGCUCGGCAUUUACAUUCUUGCAUUUUCGCUAUAUUUGCAGUGGUGGUUUUAUGUGCCCCCUUCAGUCAGCAUCCAACUUUAUUGCUGCCGACGUGACUCUUUUUUUUUUUUUUUACUGUUUAUUUUUCUAAAGAAAGAAAAAAAAGAUAUAACAAUUUUUUUCUGUGUAAUCUUGCACAUAACAGCUGUUUUCUAUAAUAUUUGUAAUUACACCAGUCCCUUAUGUAUAACAUUUACAGCUAAAAAAUAUUAGUUACAGAUUGGGCUUCUUUUUGGUUCCUGCUAGGUAUUCUCAGGUUUAGCGUCAACCAUUCGAAGACACCGACCGUCUAGGAGAAUCAUAUGAAUAUAUAUACAUAAUAUAUAUAUGUAUACACACAACAUAUAUAUACCCUCGUGCCUAGUCCUUUUACUAUGAUUUAGUGGUUUUUUUAUACAUAUAUAUAUAUAUAGUAUAUACAUAGCGAAAUGUGCCAUGUGGGUUCACUCCCAGCUCUGUUCUGAAGUGAAAGAAAAAAGAAGAAAAAAAAAAGACAGUAUGUGUUGCACUAUGUACCAGUACUCGCAGGUAUAUCACAAAAGUGUAAACGGCUGAAACUGUAUUUACAUACAAGCAGCAGCAACAGCCGCCACUGCAGCAACGUUGUCAUCGUCGUUGAAGGAGAUUUGUCACACAAUCUUCCCGCUCUUUAUCAACUCCUCUCAGCGUGAGCACUCACAUCCUUCUACCAACUACUUCCAUAUCCUCCCCCGUUUCCCCUCUGUGCUGCACUCUCGAGAGCUAAUAGAACGGAAAAAAAAAAAAAAAAAAAGAUGCUCAAGCGGCUCUUGUGUCUUCUCACGCCCAGUCCUGACUUACCUCCCACCCACCCACCUACACCCUCUCUACCAUCUUUCAAACUGCUGACACUCCAGAGGCUGUUCCUGCUUUCAAGAAAAACUACCAUGGUAGUGAGCAGCUUCUUUGUUAUCUUUUUACUCGCGUCUGUUCUGUUUUUUGUUUCACGCCUUUGUUUGUGUGGCUGUUAUAGUUAUGGUCAUCAUCCCUCCUUUCUCCGUUUUGUUUUUUUCUUCUUAUUCUUGUUUGUUUGGUUUUAGAGAGGUGCCUGCCAACUGCAUGCAGGCAGAUAAUUGUGCGAUCGGUGUCCCAGGUCAGUCGUAUAGUGUAGAAUGGUGUUUUUUACAGUAACAUGUUAUAGCUGAGCCUGGCUGCUGCUUCCUCGAGCCAAGGGAGUAGUGGGAAGGAGGAGGAGGAGGUGUGUGCACUUGCUUCGGAGGUGGGGCUGUUGCGUGGGCUGCAGUAUGCACUGCAUUUCGCAGUGAAGAGAGCAAAGAGAGGGGGAAAAAAGAAUACUUGCAGCCAAAAGUUCCUGUUUUUUUUUUUUUUUUUUGUCCACUUGACAAGCUUGUUGUGCUUUAUUUUCCUUCUUUUUUUCAUGAGGGCACUUUGUCUCGUGCUGCAUUACUUGGGGCUUCAUUGACUUGUGUGUCUGCAGAGGUUUUCCUCUAUAAUUUUUUUUCUUGCACUGUUUGUGCAACCUGUACGAAGUGUGGUGGGUGCAUUUGGCACCUUUCUCGGUUAACACCAAUGCAUUUGGUUUUUCCUCCACCUAAAGAAAAAAAAAAAAGAUGUCGGUAGUCACAUAGGUUUUGUUGGGCAAGCUGAAUUUUGCUGCUCACUUUCAUUCCUUAGCUGUGCACUUUUUUUUUCUUUUUUUUUUUUUCAACUUCUUUGCAACCUCCUCGCCAAUAUCGUCCUUUUAGCCACCUUCCCGUCCUAAUUUGUGCUUACUCCAGCUCGUUCUCAUUGCACAGUUAAAUUACACACACAUUGCCUGGUGUGUACACAUUUUCUACAUGUACCUCAAUUUACAUCUUAAUUUUGAUGUCAUGCAGCUAUGCGGCAUGGGCUUCAUGCUGGUUGGAUAGGAGCAGAAGUGCAGUUGUCGUUAUUAUACAUUUUGUUUCCUGCUUUUUGUUCUUGCCCCAUGCAUCCCGUCAUAUGUUUGCCAACUUUGCAAACAGCAUUGUGUAGGUUUCUCCAGAUUCUGCUUUGUUUCGUAAGAUUUUACAAUUAGCUUGUCUUUAUGUGUCCUUUCAUCUGACUUGUGUAGUGUGUUGCCUGCAAUCGUUUCCUUUUUCUUUAUUUGUUGAGUGUACAUUCUGAGAAGAAAGGACAAUUUACCUUUAGAGCGUUCUCUCUUUUUUUUUUUUUUUUUCUUUCUGUCCUCAGUUUUUCAUUGCCAUUUUCUUCUUCAUUCACAGUGCAUUUGCAUCUCUAGCGUGCCUGAUGUUACGUACACACACAUAUAUAUAUAUAUAUAUACACACAUAUACUUACCAUGUUAUUAUUAACAGUGAUGGAGAGUUUGCUGCCACGUGUUCUACUCCCGUGUGGCGCUUGAGUAUACGCGCUGCUGUGUUGUCGCUUUGCACUCUAGCAAAGCCGCGCAUCGCAUGUGUGUUGCCAGCAAUAUUGUGGAGGGAUGGGACAGCAGCAAGCAGCAGCCAAGAGCGAGCGCUUUCACCAACAUUCCAUGGCAGCCACUUUUUAGGCGCUCUAUAUAUUUUUCUUUAAACUGUUGAAAGAUGAAAUUGCCUUCUUUUACCGGAUCUUAUACAACCCCCUCCUUUAUGAAUAACUUGUGGUGCCCUACCCUUCGUCUUCGUUUUGAGGAGUCUCACCUUCAGUGAUGAGACAAAAAAAAAAAACAACUAACUUCUUUGUCUUUUAUUGAGAGGCAGUACAAUGCUUUUUUUCCCAGCAACAUGUGGCGGCAAAACCCAUAUUACACAGUGUUCAUUUUUAUAACAUUCUUUUUCUUUCCUUUAAAAAGCCCUUGCCUUUUCUCUCUUCUGUGCCUUUCUUGUUUUUCUUUUGCAAGUUUUUGCAAGGCAUCCAUGUGUGCAUACAUUUACAUGCAUCUAGUCAGAAUCUUGAGCACUUGUGUGCUGUUUUUUUUUUUUUUUUUUCUGUGUGAGCUUAUUAGAAAGGUGUUGACAGUUUGAAAGAAGUGUACCCUGCUUUCCUUUUGGAAGCUGAUCCUUUGGCUUUGCUGGUUUAUUAUCAUCACUUUUUUUUCCUUGUUUGCUCUUUUCUUUGACCUUAUAUUUAAUUGAGGUAUUUUAUGGCUAUUAAAACCUUGUUAGUGCCUGUAUAAGCAUGUGAACCUCGCUUUGAAAAGUGCUUUUCCGUAGAGUGCUUUAUUGAUAUGCAUAGAGGUUUGGUGAGUGUCUUACCAUGUGGGGGCACCAGCUGUUUUGGGUGCAUUGCGUUUCCUUUGGCAUUUUUGUCUCUUGCCAAAAAUGCCCCAAACAUUGGAGUGUGUCAUGCACCUGUGUGCUUGCAGCAAUGAAUUGCUAUGUAGUGCUUCAGAAGCAUUCAAUCGGUAACAAAAAAAAAAAAAGAAAGAAAAAGUCUCGUGUCAGGUAUCAACUUCAGAGGAACAAAGUGAAGCAUAAUAGGACUUCUCACAUUUACAAGAUAUUUCUUUCUCACUUGUGUCUUUUUUAACUUUUUUUUUUGGUAAGCUUGCGAGUUGUAGGGGUUUGUUUUUGCAAUAUGUCUUUGUGCGCAUGUGUGGUGAUACGUUUUUUUUUUUUUUUUUUUUUUUAUCGGCUUAUUUUACAAAUCACUGUGACAAGACUGUGACACUCAUUUUUAUUUCUGAAAUUGUCGGGGACAGGCAUUUCCCCAACUGACAAGCCUUUAUUUGCACGUAGUCUGCCAAUAUUAUUAUUAUACAAUAUGAAUAUUAUACUAUUGUAUAUUAUACAUUACCCAAUGGGGAUUGUUUUCUGGGGAAAGGGCAGUAUUUCUUCCAAUGUUUGUUCUCGCAGGGUCCUUAAUAUUCUGUUUUAUUUUUGUGUCUUUCAGUGAAGAGAGAGCUGUUUGUGGAGUACAUAGAACAUGCCUCUCAUCUACUUGAUGGGGUUGAUGAGACAAGGCCUUUUAUUUGUUUUCCCCUUUCCCUUGUUGAUACUUUUACAAACCAUACUUUUUUUUUUGCAUAAUCUUUCUUGGCAAGUAGCUUACGGUUUACUGCACUGCUUCGCAAUGUUUACUGUUCUUAACCUUCACAAGGUCAUCUCGUACGCUAUUGCACCAUAUCUGCUAGUGCCUUUCUGUUAAUAUUGAGCAAAGACUAGCUCGUGCAGCUUUCAUUUUCCUCACUUGCUGUUGUUCACUGCGAUUGCCACGACUCAUCAACUAUGCACACCAUUGCUCUUUUAUUGGCAGCGUAUAUCUGUUAUCUCCUCAAUCAACUUGCCACAACAUUGGAAAGAAAAAAAGAAAAACGGUUUGAAGAUCGUCAAUAUGAAUUUCCUCUCUCCUUGCACAUUUUCUUCAGUCCACCCCUUACCCACUCUUCACGAGAUAUAUGUAUGCAUAUAUAUAUAUUUUUUUUUUCUUUUAUGACUUGUUUACUGCUUAGGCUGUUUCUGCAGCUUGUACUACCAGACUAGUCCAUUUAUAUUGAGACAGUGUGAAAUGAAGCUUACACAAACUUAGUAUCGAAGACUGCAUGAGUGAGAUUUAAGGAUCGGAAAGAGAGAAUGAGUAACCACCGUGCUGACCCCCCCCCCCCCCCUUUUCCUUUUGUUUUUGUUUGUUUUUACUGCCUUUUACCUCAGUAGCUCCACACAUGCACUACACCCCUUGUUUGCCGUCGGGUUCUCCUUGUCUAGCAGAAAGCAGAUAUGUCAGGUGUGUCCGAGUCAACCACGCAGUGAACAAGCCAUGUGUGUGUGUGUGUGUGUGUGUGUAGGAAGAGAGCCUAUUUUUUGCGUUUUCUUUUUCCACUCUUAAUCUAUGCAAAAAUGUUAUUUUGCCUAUGGCAUGUGCUUGCAACAGUGGUUGGCCGCCGCGGUUUUGCUGUAAGAGCUCAGUCAGUAUUCCAGGGGCCCAGUCUUGCUUGCUGCUGUUGUGGCACUCCCCUGUCUCUCCCCGCCCUAUCCCCAUUUCUCCGAGUCUCCCUUUGCGGUGUGGCAUUGCCCGCUUUGCCAAGGACAAGCACCACCGAACACUCGAAUAAUCCUAGAGCAAUAAAGAGGUUUGCUAGACACUACACAGCGAGGCCCCCAGAGCAGUCGCUUUUUCAGGCCAUAAACUGCUUCGAUUCGCACCUGCACAGUUUCAGACGCUGCCGUGACCGGGUUUCCCUUUUGCUUCCCGUUCCUGGUUCUUGCAGUCGGGGAGACUUGUCCUGGCUUUUGCAAUGGGAGAGGCGAGUCUCGUGUAGUUGGCAUGCGACGUUGAAGACAAGGCCACCUGGGCAUUGUUGCAGCUGUAGCUGCCUCGUUCGGCCGCACUGCGAGAGGCAUUAUGCUGAAGUUGGUGUGUUUGUCGGCUGUCGUUGCCAUGAUUCUAGGGUGCUCUUCGUUCCACUAGGGCUGUUGCUGCAGCGUGCAGUCUUUAGUGUUUGAUCAGAAGCAUGUAGGUUACUUCACGUGCGUGAAGGUUGCAGUUGAAGCUUGCCAUUGCAGUCCUGUAGUUCGUCUGGCAUGUUUCAUGUUUUGUACAGUGACACACUUGACUACAACGUGAAGCAUUGAGCAUGCCUGAUGGGCUUUAAGAGUUCUAUUAUGCGACUCGGCAAGUGUUUUGGUCACGUGAAAGUGUUAUGCACUUUCUUGACGAAGACUGCACUUGUAGAGUUGCUCUGAGAAAAGCAGCUCGUAGCACUGCCUCGAAAGAAAUGCACCAGAGAAUCAUGGCCACAAAUGGUGCGUGACAUGACAGAAACGCCUAUUUUGGCAUAAGGUUUUACAGUGUGGUUUGAUUGCACAGGGUGUGGAUAUAUCUUGUUGGCACCUUCAAAGGUAUCCUAGUGGCAGGCAAAGCGUCUGAUGAGCUGCUAAUCCUAUGUGGCAGACAUCUUUAGCGGCAUGCCCAGUGCAGCAGUGCGUGCAGAUAUCGAGGGGAAGGUGUGACUUCUCAUUGCUAGCGUUUCCAGUGCUUCCGGGCGUUAAACAAAUAUAUAUGUAUACUAUAUAUACACCUUUUUUCUCUCAUUCCUCGAAUUCACCCGACCCCUACUGCACCACUUCAAGGCAGAAAAGAUUGUGUUAUCUCUCACUCUCUCUCAUUGUAAAAGCCAAAAGUAGACCAAAUUCCUUGGGCCAUCCUUGUUGCAAGUGAUGUCAUGUGGUAGUUCUCUGAAGUGUUGAGAAAAGUGUCGACGAAAAGUGAAAAAAAAAAAAGUUAUUUUUUCUCCCUCUUUUCAAUCCCCCAUGAUGUUUCCGUGGUUUACACUUUUGAGACGUUUAAUGUUUAUGUAUUUUACACGAGCACUGAUAUAUUUUUGGUGCUGUUUUACAAUGGCAAGAAGUUAAAAGUGGUAAAAACAAAAAAAAAAAUAGAUGUGCAGUUCACCUAAGCUUGCAGACAGCAAGUACGUUACCAUGCUAAGCAGGAGAGGAUAGGAGGUGACGAAAUAAAAAAAAAGAGCAGCCAUUUUUUUGCCAUCCAAGCUGGAUCUUGUUGAGAUUUUCGCGCUGGCUUUGUGCCUACAUGGCUGUUCAUUACAUAAGUGGAGGUGAUGGAGAAGAAAAAAAGCAAGUUGAAGUAUAUAUACAUAUAUAUGUUGGUACAAAGCAGUUUUUUCUUGUCUCGGUUGCAUGGCUCGCGUGAGCGUUCAAGACACUAUUGUCUGGGCAUUUGCUGAACCAUGCGUCCGAGAUGCUCGGUUAUAUUGCAUUUACUUGUACUAUUUUUGGAAAGCAGUUAAAUGGAAAUGAUUUGUAACAAUGUUUCAUGUUAAUUCCAAUAAAAGGCAGUUGCAACCGUU
This is a messenger RNA of Dermacentor silvarum, 11307 nucleotides long. RefSeq names its product B-box type zinc finger protein ncl-1-like (gene mei-P26). Gene Ontology annotation, molecular function: protein binding; zinc ion binding; ubiquitin-protein transferase activity. Gene Ontology annotation, cellular component: nucleoplasm; chromatin. Gene Ontology annotation, biological process: positive regulation of DNA-templated transcription. Lineage: Eukaryota; Metazoa; Arthropoda; Arachnida; Ixodida; Ixodidae. The record is from RefSeq and is a predicted model, not a curated record.